Phycomyces blakesleeanus NRRL 1555(-) is the source of this 1722-nucleotide messenger RNA. RefSeq lists its product as hypothetical. The record is from RefSeq and is a predicted model, not a curated record. The transcript has 4 exons. NCBI's taxonomy places the organism in Eukaryota, Fungi, Mucoromycota, Mucoromycetes, Mucorales, Phycomycetaceae. The coding region runs from base 1 to 1722 and encodes 573 amino acids.
AUGUUAUCGGCUCAUUCACAUCGUCUGGUGGCGACAUUCUAUCUUCUUUUAUUAUGCGCAGCGGGAGUGUUGUCUCAAACGAUUCGUAAUCCUGCAUUCUGGCAAGAGCAGUUCCUUCGUAAUGUCAGCAAUUCGGAUGUCCUUGCAAGCUCUGUAAAUGAUACAUCCAGGCUCGCUUCUUCCCAGGACUUUCAGACUGUAUAUGCUGGAACAGACAGUAUAAUGACCUUUAGGCGUGCUAUAGUUAGCUUUGAGAAGUGCUGCCUUUCGAGUAAUCUGACUCUCGAGCGUCUGCAGAGCAUCAACUAUAAUAGUAGCUUACUGAACAGUACAAUAACACAAUCAAAAAUUGCUCUUGUUGAGCGUGGGGGUUGCAACUGGACCGAAAAAUCUGAAGUAGCACGUAGUCUAUCUUUAGCAUACAGUCUUAAUGUGGAGGCGGUAAUUAUCUACGACAACACCAGCUACCCCGCCGGUGAUAUAGAAUACACGCUUACCGCAACUGUCGGGACAACUUUUAUUCAAGCUUAUUCAGGAGAGCUUGUAAACGAGCGUAAUAUUUCUCACAUGCUAGACAAUAAUAUUGUUGUGGGAAAUCGUAGUCUUCCACUCUAUUUUGUACCAAGGUUGUAUGGUCGAGCCCUUUUAAAUUCAUAUGCAAAAGCUUUUGCGAAACUUACAGCAAAUGAAACCUCCUAUUGGAUGCUGGCUCCCGUAGUUCGAGCAAAAGAAUGGACUAGCUCAACAAGUACUAACAAUAGCACUGCCAGUCAGCCAGGUACUGGUGUAGAUAGUACUCCGACUGGCAGCCAUGAACAGACACUAGAGGAGUUCAAAUCAAUCAUAAUUGCGGCGUUUAUUCUCUUACGUUGGUGGAUGAAGAGAUCUCUUGCUAACCAGUUAGCCCAAGAAACACAGAGAAGAGAAGAGAUAUAUCGCAUGGAACAGCUCAAGAAACCACUCCCAAUAAAUGUCCUUAACUCAUUUCCAGUAGUAAAAUACAAGACUGGGUGUGUUAGAGAUACUAGCUGCUCUAUAUGUCUGGAUGAUUUUGAGGAAGAUGUACAUGAAAUACGCAUACUGCCUUGUGGACAUGGCUUCUGUGUUUUGUGUAUAGGCAAGUACUACUACCCAAAAAAGAAAGAAGAUGCAGAAGUAAUGGACAUAAGUAAUGACAAGAAUAAUCUUAUUGUCAUUGGCUCUGGCGAAGAUGAGGAAGAAGAGUCCGAAACAACAAACAGUUAUGCUGCUCUCCCAGCUGUUGUUUCAACCAGCACACUACCACACACCAUGCAAAGAGAUAUUACUCCUCGCACAUCAAUUGAUGAAGUAGUUCCUAUCGUGCCUACCAUACCUACAGAAACAGCAAACAACCGGCCCGGAUCGCCUAAUUUAUCAAAAGUGCCCAAAGAGGACAAAUCUUUGUCAGACACUGUUGGGCCAGGUGUUACUGAAUCAUCUGAUACAAGCAGUGUAGUUCUUGAUACAAAUCUACUAAUUAAAGAAGAAAUGUCUGGAUUCAUAAACUCGUCAAAUCCAGUAUUAUUGUCUACUCAACAUGAAGAUUCGUCAAGGCCUGUCAUGUCAGAUGUAGAAGAAAGAACCAUUCAACAAACGCCCAUUGACAUUGUCGGAGAUUCCACCAGCCACGCCGUACAACAUGAAGCUACCAAAUUGGAUACAGAAGAAACAAAGAAUACUCUUACGCACAAGCAUGAUUGA